GUCAAAGCGGGCUUUUGGUCCAACAAGUUCUCUCAGCACAGAGGAAAGUUCCUCAAGCAAUACGCGACUAUUAUUGUCAUUCUCUGGAUGUUUAUUCUGAGCGUGUUUUCUAUCUAUUGGGGUGCUAUGUACCAACGUGGCAGCCGUUUGAUCAAUCUGAAAAUCCUCCUGAUUGUUGAGGAAGGCGCAAGCAUUGACAACAGCGACUACCCGGUGUCGCAAGCGUUGCUCCAGGUGGCCGAGUCGCCGGCGGUGAAGCCGCUGCUGGGCUGGACUCGUCAUGCUUACGCAGACGAGGACUGGGUCAUCAACGAAGUCUGGAAACAGAAAUAUUGGGGCGCGCUCUACGUCACCAGCAACAACGUUUCGCAGCAGCUGGUGCAGGCUCUCCAAAACGGACAGGAUCUGAACACUUCCAUGCUCGUCAAGGGCUACUACGAGACCGGCAGAGACCCUAAUGGGGUGGACUCUUUCGUUGAGCCGGGAAUGCUCAAAUUUGGAGCCGCCUUUACCGACAUAAUGCAGCAGGAGGUGUAUCCACGGCUCCUGUCCCAACUGUCGUCAGAGCAGUUUACCAGCCUGCAAAACAUCACCACGUUAUCCCACGUGCCAGACAUCACCAUGAUAGAUGGCAUUCCGGUGUCCGAUUACACGGUUAUGGCACCACUCCAGGUUGGCCUUAUUUAUAUUAUUAUUGUCACGUUUUUCCAGGUCAUGUGGUUCCAGAAGAUCAAUCAGCAGGCCGCCGAAACGCUCAAGCCAGGAAGCUAUAUAAUUUAUCGGAUGGUGAGUGCGCAGGUAAACUUCCUGCUGAGCUCUCUCGGAUACAGCUGUGUGAACGCCGCGUUCCAGAUCAAGCUCAACAACGCUUGGAAGGGCGGCUUUGGCGUCCACUGGAUGAUCUCGUACCUGACUAUGUCGGCUGUGGGAGGUGCCAACGAGAACAUUGCGCUGCUGUGUUUUGCUGUGCUGCCGCCGCUUAUGGGAUUCUGGCUAGUGUUUUUUGUUGUGUGCAACAUCUCGGCCACUUUUUCGCCUAUUGAGGUGUGUCCGGAGUUCUACCGGUUCACGUACGCCAUGCCGAUCAAAAACUCGUACGAGCUCAUGAAGGUGCUUCUUUUCGAUACCUACCGUGGAAAUUUGGGGCGCAACUUUGGCAUUUUAGUGGCGUGGAUCGCUCUCAACAAUAUCCUGCUUCCCUUCUGUCUGUUCUUCUUCAGUUGGUACAUGAAGCGCAAGCUGACUCAGACCGCCCAA
Messenger RNA from Ogataea polymorpha, 1257 nucleotides. RefSeq lists its product as uncharacterized. The annotation marks the transcript as partial. The record is from RefSeq and is a predicted model, not a curated record. The transcript has a single exon. Gene Ontology annotation, cellular component: membrane. NCBI's taxonomy places the organism in Eukaryota, Fungi, Ascomycota, Pichiomycetes, Pichiales, Pichiaceae.